UCGUUUAACAUUCUGUAAAGCCAUCAAAGUCUUCCUUCUUCCAUCUUACCUAGUAGAUACUCAAACUUGUUAGUUAGAAAUAUAUAUUAUUUAUUCCUUUUCUUUCUUUUUAUACUUCAUUUUUUUUGCAUCCCUUUUGUAUUCUUCCUUUCAACAGUAUAUUAUCACCUAUUAUCAUUCUACUCACUUCUUAUUAUACAAUAAUACAACGAUAACAAAUCAACUACAAUGGAAGUAUCUGAUUAUAUCAACAAGGCUAUGAACUUUGCAGAAAAUGCAGCCAAACUAUCUCAAAAGAUGUCUCAAGGAUUGGUGGAAAACGCAAGAGAACUUGGCUUUCCUGGUGGUGGCGAUUCUGGCGCACAAUACUUUGACACUUCUGAAGAAAAAAUGCGAAAUAUUAAACGACAAUUGGAUUCAAAAAAUGAUAGAGAAAAAUUGGAUGGAUUGAAAAGACUGAUUGCUAUGAUUUCGAAAGGACGUGAUGUUUCAGAAUUCUUUCCUGAUGUGGUCAAGAAUGUAGUCUCUCAAAAUAUUGAAGUACGAAAACUGGUCUAUAUUUAUUUAUUACGAUAUGCUGAACAAGAACCUGAUCUGGCUUUACUCUCUAUCAAUUCAUUUCAAAAAGAUUUGAGUGACAAGAAUCAAAUCAUUCGUGCUAUGGCUUUACGUGUAAUGAGUGGUAUUCGUGUACCUGUCAUCAGUCCUAUUGUAUUAUUGGGAAUCAAGAAAUGUGUUACUGAUUCUAGUCCAUAUGUUCGCAAAACAGCUGCUCAUGCCAUUCCAAAAUGUUAUAGUUUGGAUGAUUCUCAAAAAGAUGCAUUGAUUGAAAUAGUGGCCACCUUAUUGAAAGAUCGAUCCAACAUUACUAUUGGCAGUACCAUCAUGGCAUUCAACGAAGUUUGUCCUAAUCGAUUUGAUUUAAUUCAUCCAUGUUUCCGAAAACUUUGUGGUGUAUUACCUGAUUGUGAUGAAUGGGGACAAAUGGCUAUUCUUGGUCUUAUGUUACGUUAUGGAAGAAAUCAAUUUUUAAAUCCCAACCCACAUGGCGAAGAUCAAUCACGUAUACCUCCCAAAACUUCCACCACCAUCAAGACGCGUGCAUUCUACUCUGAUACUGAUUCUUCUGAUGAUGAAGCCACUAAUGGGAACGAAAUAUUGGAAUUAGAUGAGGAUCAUGAAUUACUUCUUAAGAGCUGUAUACCGUUAUUACAAAGUAGAAAUAGCGGGGUUGUGUUAGCUGUUGCAAAACUAUUUUAUCAUUUGGCCCCUGCCUUUCAAGCUGUGAAAGUAGCCAAACCACUUGUACGAAUCCUUCGAAAUCAUCGUGAACUUCAAUAUGUUGUGUUGACCAAUAUCGCCACCAUGUCUUUGAAACGUCCCUAUUUGUUUGAACCCUUUCUUCAACAAUUCUAUGUACAAUCGACAGAACCAGUGUUUAUCCGUGACAUCAAACUCAAUAUUCUUGCUAAUCUUGCAACUGAUGCCAAUAUACAUGUAUUAUUGAAUGAACUCCAGCAAUAUGUUAAAAGUCCAAACAAGGAUUUUGUGGCUGCCUCCAUUCAAGCUAUUGCUAGAUGUGCCACUAUAGUUCCUUCUGCUGCUGAUAGGUGUCUUCGCCUUUUGAUGAAAUUAUUACGAAGCUCAAAUGAAUUGGUUGUUGCUGAAUCAGUUUUGGUAGUGACAAAACUUCUCAAGGAUCAUUCAAGUGAACACAAGAACUCUGUGAUUGCUUUGGCCAAGUUAUUGGAUACAAUCAAGGUUCCUACUGCUCGUGCAAAUAUUCUAUGGUUGGUUGGUCAACAUGCUGGAGCUUUACCUCAUGUUGGUCCUGAUGUAUUACGUCAAGCCGUCAAGAAUUUUACAAACGAGACAAAUAAUACAAAACUUCAAAUCAUUACACUAUCAAGUAAACUUGUCAGUCUUAACCCAACACAUACGACCCUUAGUUUACUCAAUCAAUAUGUUCUCAACUUGGCGAGAUAUGAUCUCAACUAUGAUGUUAGAGAUAGAGCAAGAUUCCUUCGUGCAUUGACUAUUCCAACUGAAGAAAAGCCUGGACUUGAUGAAUUGAAACAACAUCUUCAACAAAUCUUAUUAAACGACAAAUCACUCGCUGUUGUUGAAACUGACAUGGAAGCUGGCUUGGAUUAUACCAUCGGAUCACUCUCCUUGCUUGCUCAUCAACCUCUACCUGGUUAUGAACCAUUACCUGAUUACCCAGAAGAACAACCUGAUCCCUCAGUACGUGAUGUAGAAGAAUUGGAUGGAUGGGCUGGUAGUCGAACUACAAUGGUAGCGGAGACAGGCUUUGGUAGUGAUAGUUUCGAUGCUCGAUAUCGUGGUGAUCGUGGUGGGUUCUCUGGCAGCGGUGCAUCGGUAGCAUUAUCUGGUGUGGAAGCCAUGGGCAAUGCAUAUACCUCUUCCUCAGCAGUCAAGAAGAAAAACGGUGAUUACGAUUUAGAUGCCUUUUAUGAUGAAUCUAGCGAAGAAGAAGAAUCCAGUGAAGAGGAAUCCAGUGAAGAGGAAUCUAGUGAAGAAGAAUUCAGUGAUGAAGAUGGCGAUGAAUCAAGUGAAGUCGAAUCGACUGAAUCUGAGGAAGAUGGAUCGGAUGAAGAAUCAAGUGAUGAAGUUAGCAGUAGUGAUGAACAUGAAUUACUAGUAGAACGCCGUUGAUGUAUUUCUUUUUAUUUUUAUAUAUAAUAAACCAACUUUUAUUGAAUACCUUUU
Molecule: messenger RNA, 2730 nt
Organism: Halteromyces radiatus
Lineage: Eukaryota; Fungi; Mucoromycota; Mucoromycetes; Mucorales; Cunninghamellaceae
Product: adaptin N terminal region-domain-containing protein
Exons: 11
Coding region: 229-2676 (815 amino acids)
Biological process (GO): intracellular protein transport; vesicle-mediated transport
Cellular component (GO): membrane coat; AP-3 adaptor complex
Source: RefSeq, a predicted model, not a curated record